Molecule: messenger RNA, 606 nt
Organism: Rotaria sp. Silwood2
Lineage: Eukaryota; Metazoa; Rotifera; Eurotatoria; Philodinida; Philodinidae
Source: the annotation of a GenBank genome assembly
AUGGUUCGAAACUAUAUUCGUAAACGUGAUCCACCAGCAUAUGAUGAACAAGAGUUAUUGAAUGCCAUCGAAAAGAUAAAAUCAGGUGAAUGGACAUACAAAAAAGCAUCAGAAAUGACAAACAUUUCACAAGGUACACUAGCUGCACGGUUAUCGCGUGGUUCUUCAGACCAAGUAGGCCGUCCAACAGCAUUAAAUCAUACUGAAGAAGAAUAUUUAGUAAAAUUUAUUGAAACAUUGCAAGAAUGGGGCGAGCUAUGCUCAUUUAAAGAUGUUAUGAAGUAUGCAACGGAAUAUGCUGAUUUAAUGGGUUUACGAUUACGUUUUCGAAAUGGUGCACCAACAAAAGAAUGGUAUUAUGGCUUCGUCAAACGUUGGGAUCAUAAAUUGAAAUUAAUGAAAAGUAUUCGUUUAGAAAAAGUACGGGCGGGCCUCACUCCAGAAAUUGUUGAUGGAUGGUUUUGCAAAUUGUAUUUAACUUUAAAAAAAUUAGAUUUAUUCAAUAAACCAAGCAAUAUUUUCAAUUGUGACGAGUCGGGCUUCGGUGAUGACCCUGGAAAAAAGGUCGUAUUGGUCAAAAGAGGAACGAAAUAUGCUAAUCAGUAA